Messenger RNA from Cornus florida, 5194 nucleotides. Its product is annotated as ABC transporter B family member 20-like. The record is from RefSeq and is a predicted model, not a curated record. NCBI's taxonomy places the organism in Eukaryota, Viridiplantae, Streptophyta, Magnoliopsida, Cornales, Cornaceae. The transcript has 11 exons. Gene Ontology annotation, cellular component: membrane. Bases 479 to 4690 code for a protein of 1403 amino acids. Gene Ontology annotation, biological process: transmembrane transport. Gene Ontology annotation, molecular function: ATP binding; ATP hydrolysis activity; ABC-type transporter activity.
UAUACAUUCAAAGACUUAUUAUACAUUUACCAACUCAACUCUCUCUAACUGCCACCUGUCAGCCAACUCUCAACAUACACAGCUGUACAGCGCGAGCAAUGGAAACAAACAUUUCUUCUGCUUUAAACCCCGACGACCGUUGACAGACAGUACAGAGAGAGAAAGAGUAGAGAGAGAAACCAACACCUGAAGACGUCGCCGUCCGUUUACGUCCCGUUUAUCAACCUAACAACCACGACCCCCACCACCACCACCACCUUUGUUUGCGAGUCAACUCUCUGUUCGCUCCGCCUUCAUUGACCGAGUCAUCGACUACACCGAGUCGCCACCACAGCCUCUAUUUGCUCACUCGCACAAUCAAACCAACAAAGCACAUUUGAAUCUGAUAAUCUACUCAUCUGCUAAGUCUAUACCUUCACACUUUUGAUUGCUUAAGGGUUUUGAGAGUGGUUUUAGUGUAAUCUGUAUUAUUCACAAGAUGAUGGUUUCGAGAGGCUUGUUCGGGUGGUCGCCGCCACACAUACAGCCGCUGACGCCGGUCUCGGAGGUGUCGGAGCCUCCGGAGUCUCCAUCGCCGUACCUCGAGUCGAGCAUCGAGGCGGUGCCGGUGGAGGUGGACGAGGAGAUCGAGGACGCCGAGGAGAUCGAGCCACCCCCUGAGGCCGCGCCGUUCUCGCGGCUCUUUGCCUGCGCCGAUCGCUUCGAUUGGGUCUUGAUGGUGUUCGGAUCGCUGGCGGCGGCAGCUCACGGGACUGCACUGGUUGUUUACUUGCAUUACUUCGCGAAAAUUAUUCAUUUGUUAGGGCACCAUCGGCCGGUGGAAGAGGAUGAGCUGUUUCACAAGUUCACGGAGCUUGCUUUGACCAUUGUUUAUAUUGCCGCGGGUGUUUUUGCAUUUGGUUGGAUUGAGGUGUCAUGUUGGAUUCUUACUGGAGAACGACAGACUGCCGUGAUCAGGUCAAAAUAUGUUCAAGUUUUACUUAACCAGGACAUGAGCUUUUUUGAUACAUAUGGGAACAAUGGAGAUAUUGUGAGCCAAGUAUUAGGUGAUGUGCUGCUCAUCCAGUCUGCUCUUAGUGAAAAAGUUGGAAAUUAUAUUCACAACAUGGCUACCUUUUUCAGUGGCCUGGUGAUUGGAUUUGUCAACUGUUGGCAGAUUGCCUUGAUAACUUUAGCCACAGGCCCAUUUAUUGUUGCUGCAGGAGGAGUAUCAAAUAUAUUUCUUCAUAGGCUUGCUGAGAAUAUUCAAGAUGCAUAUGCUGAAGCAGCAAGCAUUGCUGAACAGGCGAUCUCUUAUAUUAGAACCUUAUAUGCAUUUACAAACGAAACAUUGGCCAAAUAUUCUUAUGCAACUUCGCUACAAGUGACACUGAGAUAUGGUAUAAUGAUAAGUCUUGUGCAAGGACUUGGACUUGGAUUUACGUAUGGGCUUGCUAUUUGUUCUUGUGCCUUGCAACUUUGGGUUGGAAGGUUCCUGAUUAUACAUGGAAAAGCGCAUGGUGGUGAAAUUAUUACAGCUCUGUUUGCCAUUAUUUUAAGUGGCCUUGGGUUGAAUCAAGCGGCAACAAACUUCUAUUCAUUUGAGCAAGGGAGAAUUGCUGCUCAUAGACUUUUUGAUAUGAUAAAGCAUUCAUCCUCUACUGUUAAUCAAGAUGGAACUACUCUAGUUUCAGUACAAGGAAACAUCGAGUUUCGAAAUGUAUAUUUCAGCUAUCUCUCCCGUCCUGAAAUUCCAAUCUUGAGUGGGUUUUACCUCACUGUACCUGCUAAAAAGGCUGUGGCACUUGUUGGCAGAAAUGGCUCUGGAAAAAGCAGUAUUAUACCGCUCAUGGAACGGUUUUAUGACCCUAACUUAGGUGAAGUCCUUUUGGAUGGAGAAAAUAUUAAGAACUUGAAAUUGGAAUGGCUAAGAAGCCAAAUUGGUUUGGUCACCCAGGAACCUGCCUUGCUAAGUUUGAGUAUUAGAGACAAUAUUGCUUAUGGGCGGUCAGACGCUACUUCGGAUCAGAUUGAAGAAGCUGCUAAAAUAGCGCAUGCACAUACAUUUAUUAGCUUGCUUGAAAAUGGAUACGAGACACAGGUGGGUAGGGCUGGUUUACCACUGACAGAAGAACAGAAAAUAAAACUUUCCGUGGCAAGGGCUGUUCUUUCCAGUCCAUCUAUUCUUCUUCUUGAUGAGGUUACCGGUGGACUUGACAUUGAAGCUGAAACAUCUGUUCAGGAGGCUCUAGAUCUCCUGUUGUUAGGAAGAUCAACUAUAAUUAUUGCUCGACGGCUUAGUCUUAUAAAAAAUGCUGAUUACAUUGCGGUGAUGGAGGAAGGUCAACUAGUUGAAAUGGGUACACAUGAUGAAUUAAUAACCACAGAUGGUUUAUAUGCAGAACUUCUUAGAUGUGAAGAGGCAGCAAAACUUCCUAGGAGGAUGCCAAUGAGGAACUAUAAGGAAACUUCUGCUUUUCAAAUUGAAAAAGAUUCAUCCACAGGUCACAGCUUCCAAGAACCAUCAUCUCCUAAACUAAUCAAAUCACCAUCUCUUCAGAGAGUUUCUUCCCUCCAUGUAUUUCGACCUACGGAUGUUACAUUCAACUCACAAGAAUCACCAAGACUUCAUAGCCCACCAGAACAAAAGGUGGAAAAUGGUGGGCACUUGGGUGCGACGGAUAAGGAACCAUCUAUAAGAAGGCAGGACAGUUUUGAGAUGCUGCUGCCAGAGUUACCAAAGAUUGAUGUUCAGUCUACGCACAGACAAACAUCCAAUGGUUUAGAUCCUGAAUCCCCCGUUUCACCACUCCUGACAUCUGAUCCACAAAAUGAACGUUCUCAUUCACAAACUUUUAGUCGACCAUAUAACCAAUCUGACGACAUACCAAUGAAAACGAAGGAAGCAAAGGAUACACAAUGUCAGGAAGCGCCAUCAUUUUGGAGGCUUGUAGAGCUUAGCUUUGCAGAGUGGCUUUAUGCUGCUUUAGGAAGCAUUGGUGCCGCUAUCUUUGGGUCUUUUAAUCCGCUUCUUGCUUAUGUUAUUGCGCUAAUAGUUACAGCAUAUUAUAGAGAGAAUGAAAAUCAUAAUAGCCUACGACAGGAAGUAGACAAAUGGUGCUUAAUCAUUGCCUGCAUGGGUAUUGUGACAGUGGUUGCCAAUUUUCUGCAGCACUUUUACUUUGGUAUAAUGGGGGAGAAAAUGACUGAACGAGUAAGGAGAAUGAUGUUCUCAGCAAUGUUGCGCAGUGAAGUUGGAUGGUUUGAUGAAGAUGAGAAUGGUGCUGACACCUUAUCCAUUCGUUUAGCAAAUGAUGCUACGUUUGUGAGAGCUGCUUUUAGCAACCGGCUUUCUAUAUUUAUACAAGACAGUGCAGCUGUUGUUGUGGCUGUUCUUAUAGGGAUGUUACUACAGUGGCAAUUGGCACUAGUGGCUUUGGCAACCCUACCCAUUCUUACUGUUUCUGCUAUUGCCCAGAAAUUGUGGCUUGCUGGAUUCUCCAAAGGCAUACAGGAGAUGCACAGGAAGGCAUCUUUGGUCCUUGAGGAUGCAGUUAGAAACAUCUACACUGUUGUUGCUUUCUGUGCUGGUAACAAAGUCAUGGAGCUUUACAGAUUGCAAUUACAGAAAACAUUCAGACAGAGCUUCCUACAUGGAAUGGCAAUUGGUUUUGGCUUCGGCUUCUCGCAGUUCCUUCUUUUUGCCUGCAAUGCUCUUCUUCUCUGGUACGCUGCACUUUCUGUUAAAAAUCAAUACAUGGAUCUACCAACGGCUAUUAAGGAAUACAUGGUGUUCUCUUUCGUGACAUUUGCACUUGUGGAGCCCUUUGGCUUGGCGCCCUAUAUACUUAAACGACGGAAGUCUCUUACUUCAGUAUUUGAAAUUAUAGAUCGAGUGCCUAAGAUUGACCCAGAUGAUACCUCGGCAUUGAAACCCCCUAAUGUCUAUGGAAGUAUUGAGUUAAAAAAUGUCGAUUUUUCUUAUCCAACUCGUCCAGAAAUGUUGAUAUUGAACAAUUUCAGUCUUAAAGUCAAUGGGGGACAAACUGUAGCCGUGGUGGGAGUUUCAGGGUCUGGGAAGAGCAGUAUAAUAUCUUUGAUAGAGAGAUUUUAUGACCCAGUUGCUGGUCAGAUUUUGCUGGAUGGACGAGAUUUAAAACUUUUCAACUUGAGAUGGUUGAGGAACCACCUUGGUCUUGUUCAGCAGGAACCAAUCAUCUUUUCAACAACCAUUAGGGAAAACAUCAUAUAUGCAAGACAUAAUGCAAGUGAAGCUGAGAUGAAAGAGGCAGCAAGAAUCUCAAAUGCUCAUCGUUUUAUCAGUGGCUUGCCUCAUGGUUAUGACACACAUGUGGGGAUGAGGGGCGUUGAUCUAACCCCAGGACAGAAACAAAGGAUUGCAAUUGCUCGGGUUGUGCUUAAGAAUGCACCCAUUUUGUUAUUGGAUGAAGCAAGCUCAUCCAUCGAGUCAGAGUCAAGCCGAGUGGUGCAGGAAGCUCUUGACACAUUGGUGAUGGGGAACAAAACAACCAUUCUGAUAGCACAUAGAGCAGCCAUGAUGAAGCAUGUUGACAAUAUUGUACUUCUUAAUGGAGGGCGAAUUGUUGAGGAAGGGACCCAUGAUUCAUUAGUGGCAAAGAAUGGUUUGUACCUCCGUUUGAUGCAACCUCACUUUGGGAAGGGGGGCUUGCGUCAGCACAGACUUAUUUAGGUGGGGGUUGGUGCUUGAUUAUAAUUCUGGUUGGCACUAUUUGUAAAAUUUUCAAAUUGCUGGAAAUAUUGGACUGCCAGUUCUUAAAAAAUCAGUUGCUGGAUGAGAAUGGCUGAGGCUUCCAAAAACUGUUUAUAUGGGGCUUAGUGCUAGAAGUGGUAGUCGCAUAGCUGCAUUGAUAUAUGGGCAGUGGCUGUUACAGUUACAUUGUGCAAAUUUGGGGUUGACAUAUGGGGUUGGAAAUUCGACAGGCUCUUAAGUUAGAUGCAUAUUCUUUUGGAGGCAAGUAUCAUUGGAUUAUGAUUGUGCUUUGUCUCCAUGGUAUAUUGAUUUGUUAGUUGUAAUAUUCCUAUGAGGUGGCUUCUGUGUCUUUAUUUUUGGGCUCUCUCAUUCAUUUUCUUGCUGUAUAUUUUCUAUUUGUGAAAGGUAUAGAAGAUUUGAAGGACAAAGUGAAGCAUUUGUUAAAACCUGCUUUUGUAUAUAAAGAGAGUAGAUAAUUUAUCA